GGGGGCGCCGGGCGCGGGCGGCCCCGCGGGCGCAGGUCUCGCUCAUCAGCACAUCUUUCGUGCUCAAGGGAGACGCGACGCACAACCAGGCGAUGGUGCACUGGACGGGCGAGAACAGCAGCGUGAUCUUGAUCCUGACGAAGUACUACCACGCAGACAUGGGGAAGGUCCUGGAAAGUUCCCUGUGGCGGUCAUCAGACUUUGGCACGUCCUACACCAAGCUCACCUUGCAGCCCGGCGUCACUACCAUCAUCGACAACUUCUACAUCUGCCCAACUAACAAGAGAAAGAUCAUCCUGGUGAGCUCCUCGCUCAGCGACCGCGAGCAGAGCCUCUUCCUGAGCACCGACGAGGGCGCCAGCUUCCAGAGGCAGCCCAUCCCCUUCCUUGCGGAGACCCUCCUCUUCCACCCCAGGGACGAGGACAAGGUCCUGGCCUACACCAAGGAGAGCAAGCUCUACGUAUCGUCUGACCUGGGGAAGAAGUGGACGCUUCUGCAGGAACAAGUGACCAAAGACCAUGUGUUCUGGGCGGUGUCUGGGGUGGACGCUGACCCUGACUUGGUCCACAUGGAGGCCCAGGACCUCAGUGGAGGCCUUCGCUAUGUCACCUGCCAGAUCCACAACUGCUCCGACAGGACGCUCGCGGCCCCGUUCCCCGGCCCCAUUGACCACGGCUCCCUGACCGUGCAGGACAACUAUGUCUUCCUCAAGACAACCUCAACAAACCGGACCAAAUACUACGUCUCUUAUCGUCGCAGUGAUUUCGUCCUGAUGAAGCUGCCCAAGUACGCACUGCCAAAGGACCUGCAGGUGAUCAGCACGGAUGAGAACCAGGUGUUCGUGGCGGUGCAGGAGUGGUACCAGACAGACACCUACAACCUGUACCAGUCAGACCCGCGCGGCGUGCGCUACGCGCUGGUGCUGGAGGACGUGCGCAGCUCGCGGCAGGCCGAGGAGAGCGUGGUCAUCGACAUUCUCGAGGUCAGAGGGGUGAAAGGGGUCUUUCUGGCGAACCGGAAGGUUGAUGGGAAGGUGAUGACACUCAUCACCUACAACAAGGGCCGUGACUGGGACUUCCUGAGUCCGCCCAGCAGUGACAUGAACGGGAAGCCGACCAACUGCCAGCCGCCUGACUGCCACCUGCACCUGCACCUGCGCUGGGCGGACAACCCCUACGUGUCAGGCACCGUGCACACCAAAGACACUGCCCCAGGCCUCAUCAUGGGUGCAGGUAACCUGGGCUCACAGCUGGUGGAGUACAAGGAGGAGAUGUACAUCACGGCGGACUGCGGGCGCACCUGGCGGCAGGUGUUCGAGGAGGAGCAUCACAUCCUCUACCUGGACCACGGCGGCGUGAUCGUGGCCAUCAAGGACACCUCCAUCCCUCUGAAGAUCCUCAAGUUCAGCGUGGACGAGGGCGUCACGUGGAGCACGCACAACUUCACCGGCACCUCGGUGUUCGUGGACGGGCUGCUGAGCGAGCCGGGAGACGAGACGCUGGUCAUGACGGUCUUUGGCCACAUCAGCUUCCGCUCCGACUGGGAGCUGGUCAAGGUGGACUUCCGGCCCUCCUUCUCCAGGCCAUGUGGUGAGGACGACUAUGCCUCCUGGAACCUCGCCAGCCUCCAGGGCGACCAGUGCAUCAUGGGCCAGCAGCGGAGCUUCCGGAAGAGGAAGCCGGCGUCCUGGUGCGUCCAGGGCCGGACCUUCACCUCGGCACUCAGGGCGCACGUGUGCCAGUGCCGAGACUCAGACUUCCUCUGCGACUAUGGGUUCGAGCGCACGCCCUCCUUGGAGCCUGGCGCCAAGUGUGCGGCCAACUUCUGGUUCAACCCCCUGUCCCCACCUGACGACUGCGUGGUGGGCCAGACCUACACCAGCAGCCUCGGGUACCGGAAGGUGGUGUCCAACGUGUGCGAGGGUGGUGUGGACCUGCAGCGGGGCCCGGGGCCACUGCCGUGUCCCCUCAUGCCACCCCGGGGCCUGCGGGUGAGCAUCCGUGGCGAGGCGGUGGCCGUGCGGCCUGGAGAGGACGUGCUGUUCAUGGUGCAGCAAGAGCAGGGCGAUGUCCUGACCACCAAGUACCAGGUGGACCUGGGGGACGGCUUCAAGGCUAUGUACGUGAAUCUCACACUGACCGGUGAGCCCAUCCGGCACCGCUACGAGAGCCCUGGUGUCUACCGUGUGUCCGUCAGGGCAGAGAACAUGGCGGGGCAUGACGAAGCUGUGCUCUUCGUGCAGGUCAACUCCCCCCUGCAAGCCCUCUACCUGGAGGUGGCCCCCGUCAUUGGCAUCAACCAAGAUGUGAACCUCACAGCUGUGCUGCUACCCCUGAAUCCCAACCUCACUGUCUUCUACUGGUGGAUCGGCCACAGCCUGCAGCCCCUCCUCUCCCUGGACAACUCUGUGACCACGCGGUUUGCGGCCCCGGGGGAAGUGCGUGUGACGGUGCAGGCGGCCUGCGGGAGCUCAGUGCUGCAGGACUCCAGGGUGGUCCGCGUGCUGGAUCAGUUCCAGGCACUGCCUCUGUACUUCUCCCAGGAGCUAGACGCCUUCAACCCCAACACGCCCGAGUGGAGGGAGGACGUGGGCCUGGUGGUCACCCGGCUGCUCUCCAAGGAGACCAGUGUCGCUGAGGAGCUGCUGGUGACAGUGGUGAAGCCGGGGUUGCCCACCGUGGCUGACCUGUAUGUGCUGCUCCCCCCGCCCAGGCCCACGAGGAAGAGGAGCCUCUCGAAUGACAAGAGACUCACAGCCAUCCGGCAGGUGCUGAGCGCCCAGAAGAUCAGCUUCCUCCUGCAGGGCGGGCUGCGCAUCCUGGUGGCCCUGAGGGACACGGACACAGAGUCGCAGAGGCUGGGCAGCAGUGGGGGAUACUGGGCCGUGGUGGUCCUCUUCGUCGUGGGGCUCUUUGCGGUGGGCGCCAUCGUCCUCUACAAGUUCAAAAGGAAACGCCCAGGCAGGACGGUGUACGCACAGAUGCACAACGAGAAGGAGCAGGAGAUGACGAGCCCCGUGAGCCACAGUGAGGACGCGCCGGGCGCCAUGCAGGGCAACCACUCCGGUGUGGUCCUAAGCAUCAACUCCCGGGAGAUGCACGGCUACCUGGUGAGCUGAUGCCCGGCCAGUGCUCGCCUCCCGCCGACCGACCGCGGGGCUCAGACCACUGCUGCCACUGGAGCAACGUCCCGAGACCUGCCCAGAGGCCACCUCCGCCAGCCCCCUACAGGAACAGGCCUCCUCCCUGUUCAGCCCACACCCAUCCAGGUCACAGAGGCUCAGGAGCAGACCCAGCCCUGCAGGAGCCCAGGGCCCCGCCCUGCCCUCAGGCGUCCGGCGCAGGGCCCUCGCACAGCUGGCCGGACCCCUUCCACCUGCCCCUGCAGAGGGCACCCCAGAGCCCCGGCAGCCUGUGGGCUGGGCCAUGUCCGCACCUCCCCGCCUCUGUUCCUCUGUAAACUGCAGAUGAUGUAAAUUCUCUCUGGUGGCUGUUCGCACUGGGGCCUCCUUUAUCUUUCUGUUUGUACGGCCAGGCAGUCGCCAGCUGGGUGGCUCUGUCAGCCACAUUCUUGGGAACCCCGUUUCCAGAGCACCCAGUGGUCCCUCUCUGGGGUUUCCCCUGGUGUCCCCUAGGGGUUCGGGGCCUUGGUGAAGGGACCCCUGCCUGCAGUUCCCGCUCCCGCCACAGGUGGCGCCCUCUCAAAGCCUGGUUGCCCAGCCUGAGCUCUGGAAAGAGACAGCCACCCCAGAAAGGGCUCAGCACCCCCCAAUGAACCCAGUGCACAGCUCACAGCUGGGGCGCUCGUGGAACCAGCCAGGAUGGGGGCAGAGCAGGCUGCCCCCAGGAGCAGGCCCCUCUCCGUGAAGAUGGGGAGAGGGGGAGACCUCCCGAGGUCACAGCAAGACGGUAGCAAGGGUGGCCCCAGAGCCAGGCCUCUGCCCUUCAAGCAGGGCGGCCUCAGCUGCUCAGGCAGCAAGGCAGGGACACGGGCAGCGGGGCCUUCACCUUUUGCCUUGGAAUGGAGUCAGUGCCCCCUCCUCCUCCUCCUUCCCCACCCACUCCGGCCCAGGUUCUGAGAGCCACGCCAGGGCCCAGGCUGGUACCGGGCUGACACUCCUCUUCCAGAGGAAGAGGCGCGGCCUGUCAGGGGUGCCCAGGGAUGGGCUCUCACACCAGAGCGCUCCGUCUUCGCCUUGUGGGUGGCCCUUGGCAUCCGCCUGGUCACAGAUGGGACUCAGGGACAGCAGGCACCCAGCCUGGCCGCACUAACACCUCUCCCACGGCUGCCUGCCCUGGACCCCCGCCCUGUGCACUUACUUCCUCCAGGGGGAGGGACUGGGGACAGGGACCCAGAGCGGCAGAGGCUGAGGCUCUCUCACACCACCUCCGUGGCCUGCACACCUCUGUCUAGACACCUGCGCAGGGACCUGCCUCCUGCAGGCCACCGCCUGUCCUGCCCAAGUGCGGGACUCCCUGAGCACAGUCCUGGCUCGGCCAGCACGGGGCCGCCUGCCUCCCGGUGUCUGCAGGGCCGGUGCAGGCUUGGACCUUCCCUGCCGCUCAGCUCCGCUUUCUCGGCUGUGUGUGUCGGGGCCUCCCUUAGUUAUCUGUGUUUUCCUCGUAUUUUAUGUUAUUAUUUCUGUUCAGCACAUCUUGGGUGUGUGGCCCCAGGACCCUGGGAAUGAGAUGUCACCCGACAUAACCCUGUCGCCCCCAUCUCCGUAACCAUAGAGGUGAUCAAUACUUAGGUCUGCGGCCUCACAGAUGGUCACGAAGGCGCGUGUGCCCGAGGCACAGGCUCUCCCGUGGGCUGCAGGGCAGGUGCUGGACGGAAGGUGGUGUCCAGUGUGUCCCCCACCCUGAUGGGGUCCCACCCAUGGUAUAUGCACAUAACAGAGGCCAUGCAUUCUUUCUUAUUUUUCCUUUUUAAAAAUCAAUAAAUCAUUUGUGAUGCUUUUAACAAA
Molecule: messenger RNA, 4967 nt
Organism: Chinchilla lanigera (long-tailed chinchilla)
Lineage: Eukaryota; Metazoa; Chordata; Mammalia; Rodentia; Chinchillidae
Gene: Sorcs2
Product: sortilin-related VPS10 domain containing receptor 2
Cellular component (GO): membrane
Molecular function (GO): protein binding
Source: RefSeq, a predicted model, not a curated record